Messenger RNA from Morone saxatilis (striped sea-bass), 784 nucleotides. RefSeq names its product LYR motif containing 7 (gene lyrm7). The record is from RefSeq and is a predicted model, not a curated record. Gene Ontology annotation, biological process: mitochondrial respiratory chain complex III assembly. The transcript is spliced from 5 exons. The coding region runs from base 62 to 376 and encodes 104 amino acids. Lineage: Eukaryota; Metazoa; Chordata; Actinopteri; Moronidae.
GUCUUCACUGAUUGGUUGUUGGUACUUCCUCCAAUGCCGGAUGUGAGCUGAAGAAGUCAAGAUGGGCACUCGUUUGAAGGUGCUACAUGUGUUUAAAACGCUGCACAGAACGAGGAUGUCUGUAUUCAAAGAUGAUAACAUAGGACUGACAGCUGCAAGGUUAAAGAUCAACGAGGAGUUCAAGAAAAACAAAAACGAAACGUCAGAAGAAAACAUUAAGAAGAUGAUCAAAAUGGGCUCAGAUGUGGAAGCUGUCCUUCGAGAGGCUGUGAUACAGCUGGAACAUGUGGGAGAAAAGAAGCUGUUGCUUCGACCCAGAGAGAGUCUUCUACUAGAAAAUGUACCCUAUUGUGACCAGCCCAGGAAAAAGACAUGACAGACCAUUUCAUUACGUCCUUUUCAUCAAGAAAGAGACUCCCUAUCAUCCAUUACCAACCAUUUGCAUUUUAAAGGAUUUACCCCAAACAACAUUUCAAGUUGUUGAGGAUCUCCUGAACAGAGACUAUUUUAAAGAUCAUCGCUACACAGAGAAAUGCCUGUAUUUGAUUCUCUGAAGAUUUCAGCUGUUUGUGUAUUGCUUUAAUAAAUCUGUAAACUGGAUGUCAUAAUUCCUUGUACAGUAUUUAAUCACAUGUAAUUGAAAUGUGUUUUCAUUUCACGACUUGGACGUUUUCUGCCUAUUUUUCAGUAGCGUAUGGUUCAACUGAACUACGGGGAAAUGUUAUUGUGCUGCUACUGAAAAAAACUUGUUUUAUUGUGUUGUGAUUAAAGAGGAGUAUUCCUA